CCCUCAGUCACUGUGGGGUCUGUAGGACAAGGUGGAGACCCCCAAAAACAUCUCCAGGGGACCCCGAGGUCCUUGUGGGGUCUGUAGGGCAAAAUGGAGACCCCCAAAAACAUCUCCAGGGGACCCCGAGGUCCUUGUAGGGUCUGUAGGACAAGGUGGAGACCCCCAAAAACAUCUCCAGGGGACCCUGAGGUCCUUGUGGGGUCUGUAGGACAAAAUGGAGACCCCCAAAAACAUCUCCAGGGGACCCGAGGUCCUUGUGGGGUCUGUAGGACAAGGUGGAGACCCCCUAAAACAUCUCCAGGGGACCCCGAGGCCACCACAGGGACCCCAAAGACCCCCCGUGGGGACAUAGGGGGGGUUCUCUUUGGGGACACCGAGGCCACCCUGGGGACCCCCCUGGAUCUUUGGGGGACACGGGGGGGGUCCCAGGGGUCACCUUGGGGUCACCAGGGACCCUCAAAACCCCCCUCAGGGACCCCCAGACCCCCCUCAGGGACCCUCAAAACCCCCUCAGGGACCCCCAGACCCCCCUGGGACUCCCUGGGGACCUCCAGAGCCCCCAGGGACCCCAAAAUUCCCCAGGACCCCCAAACCCCCUUCAGGGACCCCCCAGAGCCCUCCCAGUCUGGCCCAGUUCAGCCCAGUGCCUCCCCCCCUGGGUUCUCCAUUACUGUGGGACAUCCCAGUAUGGACCAGUAUGAACCAGUACAGUGUCCUGGCUGGGAUCUCCUGGAUCAGCAUUGCCUUGGGCUGCACCAGUACAGACCAGUAUACACCAGUAUGGAGCUGGAAGGAGCCAGGGGCCCAACUGGGAGCCCCAUGUGUGCCUUGGGUCAGACCAGUAUGAACCAGUAUGAACCAGUACAGCAUCCUGGCUGGGAUCUCCUGGAUCUUCGUUGCCUUGGGCUGCACCAGUACACGACCAGUAUGGACCAGUACAACCAGUACAGCAGCCAAACUGGGAGCUCUUCACCCGCAUGGCCUUGCAUUCUCUGGACCAGUAUGGACCAGUAUGAACCAGUAUAGACCAGUACAGCGCCUUGCCCGGGAACUCUUCACCUGCAUGGCCUUCUGUCCUCCCAGUAUGGACCAGUAUAAACCAGUACAGCGUCUUGCCUGGGAUGUCUUCACCCACGUGGCCUUGUGUGCUCCCAGUAUGGACCAGUAUAGACCAGUAUAGCAUCUCACCCAGGAACUCUUCACCUGCAUGGCCUUCUGUCCUCCCAGUAUGGACCAGUAUGGACCAGUAUAAACCAGUACAGCGUCUGUGCCAGGAUCCCUUCACCCAUGUGGCCUUGUGUGCUCCCAGUACAGACCAGUAUAGACCAGUAUGGACCAGUAUGGACGGGUAGGGUGCCCUGAGUGGGACGCUGAUGCACCUUCGGGUUCUCCCAGUAUGGACCAGUACAGACCAGUUCCUGCCCCCCUCCACCCCCCCCUUAUUUAUUGGCCCUUCCUGGGGAUGGGGGAGGGGCCCAGGGGGGUCUUGGGUGGGUUUGGGGGGUCCCAGUUGGAUUUUGAGGGUCCCAG
Messenger RNA from Myiozetetes cayanensis, 1533 nucleotides. RefSeq names its product mucin-2-like. The record is from RefSeq and is a predicted model, not a curated record. Bases 94 to 1029 code for a protein of 311 amino acids. NCBI's taxonomy places the organism in Eukaryota, Metazoa, Chordata, Aves, Passeriformes, Tyrannidae. The transcript is spliced from 3 exons.